AUGUCAUCAUCACCAAUUCGUAAUACAGAGUCCAAUCCAAGAGAUUCUAAUUCUCAGAGUCAAAGUCAAAGUCAGACACAAAAUGAUCCAGUCCCUUCAUCACCAUUAUUUUUCCAUUCAUCAUCUUCACAAAUUCAUUCUGAUGCUAACCAAAGACCUGGAUCUCAAAUAAGAAGUAGUCAAAUCAAUGAUAUCUCGUCACCAUUACGUUAUUCAUCAUCUACAGGUCACCAAACUUCUGAUAAUAGAAUUACCAGUGAUGUUGAUAGAAUUGUUAGAAGACAUCAAAGAAGUGAUAUUCAAGAUAGUAUGUCAUCACCUAUGAGAAGACGUACUUUUAUUGAAAGUGAAUUGAACAGCCAAAGAUCUUCACAACCUGCUAAUCCUAACGAUUCUUCAUCAAACCCAAAUUCCGAUAUUAAUAUUGAUGAUGAACCUUCUAAAGUUAUUUGGGGUACUAAUGUUUCCAUUCAAGAUUGUACAAAUGUUUUCAGAGAUUUCAUUAUGUCUUUCAAAAUGAAAUAUAGAAAAUUACAAGAGAAUUUACCUAUUGACGAAACCAUUGAUAAUGAAUUAUUCUUUGUUCAACAAUUAAAUACUAUGAGAGAAUUAGGUUUAACUAAUUUAAAUUUAGAUGCUAAAAAUUUGUUAGCCUUUUCUCCCACAAAGAAAUUAUAUUAUCAAUUGUUAAAUUAUCCACAAGAAGUUAUCCCAAUCAUGGAUCAAACCAUCAAAGAUUGUAUGGUUUCCUUGGUUAUGGAUGAUAAUGGGUUUGAUACUACUGGUACUAAUAUCGAUGAUAUAGAAACUAACAUUUACACUGUUAGACCUUAUAAUAUCAACAUUGUUGAAAAGGGAAUGAGAGAUUUGAAUCCUAAUGAUAUUGAUAAAUUAGUUAGUGUUAAAGGUUUAGUAUUAAGAAGUACUGCUGUUAUACCUGAUAUGAAAGUAGCAUUUUUCAAAUGUAAUGCUUGUGAUCAUACUAUUUCUGUCGAAAUUGAUAGAGGUGUCAUUUCUGAACCAUCUAAAUGUCCAAGACAAGUUUGUGGUCAAUCCAAUUCUAUGUCAAUUAUUCAUAACAGAUCAAGUUUUGCUAACAAACAAGUAAUUAAAUUACAAGAAACUCCCGAUUUAGUUCCUGAUGGUCAAACCCCUCAUUCUAUUAAUUUAUGUGUUUAUGAUGAUUUAGUUGAUUGUUGUAGAGCUGGUGAUAGAAUUGAAGUUUGUGGUAUUUUCAGAUCAUUACCUGUUAGACAAAAUUCUAGAAUGAGAGCAGUUAAGAACUUAUAUAAAACUUAUUUGGAUAUUGUUCACAUCAAAAAAAUUGAUAAAAAGAGAUUGGGUAAUGAUACUUCAACUUUGAAUCAAGAAGCUACUGAAAAGGAACAAGAAUUUGAACAAAUUAGAAAAAUUUCUAAUGAUGAUAUCGAAAAAAUCAAGGAAAUCAGUGAACGUGAUGAUUUAUAUGAAGUUUUAGCCAGAUCUUUAGCUCCAUCUAUUUAUGAAAUGGAUGAUGUUAAGAAAGGGGUUUUAUUACAAUUAUUUGGUGGUACCAACAAAACCUUCAAAAAAGGUGGUAGAUAUAGAGGUGAUGUUAAUAUCUUAUUAUGUGGAGAUCCAUCUACUUCAAAGUCCCAAUUAUUACAAUAUGUUCAUAGAAUUGCUCCUAGAGGUAUUUAUACUUCAGGUAAAGGUUCAUCAGCUGUUGGUUUAACUGCUUAUAUCACUAGAGAUAUCGAUACUAAACAAUUAGUUUUAGAAAGUGGUGCUUUAGUAUUAUCUGAUGGAGGUAUUUGUUGUAUUGAUGAAUUUGAUAAAAUGUCUGAUGCUACAAGAUCAGUUUUACAUGAAGUUAUGGAACAACAAACCAUUUCUGUAGCUAAAGCUGGUAUUAUUACUACUUUAAAUGCUAGAACAUCUAUUUUAGCAUCUGCUAAUCCAAUUAAUUCAAGAUAUGAUCCAAAUUUACCUGUUACUUCAAAUAUCGAUUUACCACCUCCUUUAUUAUCAAGAUUUGAUUUGGUUUAUUUGAUGUUAGAUAAAGUUGAUGAAAAAAUUGAUAGACAAUUAGCUAGACAUUUAACUGAUAUGUAUUUAGAAGAUUUACCUGAAAAAGUUACUUCAAAUUUUGUUUUACCAGUUGAAUUUUUAACUUUAUAUAUCCAAUAUGCCAAAGAAAAUGUUCAUCCUGUAAUGACUGAAGAAGGUAAAACUGAAUUAGUUAAGAAUUAUGUUGAAAUGAGAAAAUUAGGUGAUGAUAGUAGAUCUUCAGAAAGAAGAGUUACUGCUACUACCAGACAAUUGGAAAGUAUGAUUAGAUUAUCUGAAGCACACGCAAAGAUGAGAUUAUCACCAAAAGUUGAAUUAAUUGAUGUUAAAGAAGCUGUAAGACUAAUUAAAUCUGCUAUUAAAGAUUAUGCUACCGAUCCAAUCACUGGUAGAAUCGAUAUGGAUAUGAUCCAAACUGGUACCACAUCAGCUCAAAGAAGAUUACAAGAAGAUUUAAGUAAUCAAUUGCUCUCUAUUUUGGAUGAAAAUAAUAAUGUUAUAAGAUUUAAUGAGUUAGCUAUAAAGUUGAAUGAAAAAUCAUCGGUAAGAGUUGAAAAUAAUGAUAUUCAUGAAGCUUUGAAGAGAUUACAACAAGAAGGUAAGAUUGUAGAAACUGGUGAUAAUCAUAGGAAAACUAUUAGAAAAGUAACUGUUAUUUAA
Molecule: messenger RNA, 2709 nt
Organism: Yamadazyma jaroonii
Lineage: Eukaryota; Fungi; Ascomycota; Pichiomycetes; Serinales; Debaryomycetaceae
Source: the annotation of a GenBank genome assembly